Molecule: messenger RNA, 1592 nt
Organism: Lolium rigidum
Lineage: Eukaryota; Viridiplantae; Streptophyta; Magnoliopsida; Poales; Poaceae
Product: sialyltransferase-like protein 4
Exons: 12
Coding region: 26-1345 (439 amino acids)
Molecular function (GO): sialyltransferase activity
Source: RefSeq, a predicted model, not a curated record
GCAGGCGGGCCACCGGUUCCCGGCCAUGCGGGUGCUCCCGCUGGCCCUCGCCGCCGCCAUCCUCUCCGGCGUCAGCGCCAUCCUCAUCUACCUCUCCGGCCUCUCCUCAUAUGGCGGCGCGGGGCUCUCCGAGGCGGACUUGGCGGCGCUCGCCGCGCUGCAGGGAGGGUUCAGCAAGUGCGUGGAUGCGAAUGGUCUAGGACUGCAAGCUAUUGCCGGAGAGGAUUACUGCCGGGUCGUAAUACAGUACCCAAGUGACACAGAUUCCAAGUGGAGAGACCCCAAAACUGGAGAGCCUGAAGGGCUGGCAUUUGAGUUCAAUCUCUGCGAAGCUGUGGCCUCGUGGGAGCAGGUUCGCAACAGUACUACAGUACUUACAAAAGAGUACAUUGAUGCGUUGCCAAAUGGCUGGGAGGAGUAUGCAUGGCGCAGGAUCAACAAAGGAGUUCUUCUGAAUAAGUGCAGAAAUAGAACGCUUUGCAUGGAGAAACUUUCAUUGGUUCUCCCUGAGACAUCUCCAUAUGUACCUCAGCAAUUUGGGAGAUGUGCUGUUGUCGGAAACUCCGGGGAUCUUCUAAAAACUAAAUUUGGGGAUGAGAUUGAUUCUUAUGAUGUUGUCAUUAGAGAAAAUGGUGCACCCGUCCAGAACUACACGGAAUACGUUGGUACAAAGAGUACAUUUCGCCUUCUUAAUAGAGGAUCUGCAAAGGCACUGGAUAAAGUUGUUGAAUUAGAUGGUAACAAAAAGGAGGCAUUGAUCGUUAAGACAACAAUACAUGAUGCCAUGAACCAGAUGAUUCGGGAUCUUCCAAUAACCAAUCCGGUAUACCUCAUGCUAGGAACAUCAUUUGGUUCAUCUGCUAAAGGCACUGGGCUUAAAGCUCUUGAGUUUGCUCUCUCCAUCUGUGACAGUGUCGACAUGUAUGGUUUCACAGUAGACCCAGGCUACAAGGAAUGGACGAGAUACUUUUCAGAGUCCAGAAAGGGACACACUCCGCUGCAUGGCAGAGCAUAUUAUCAAAUGAUGGAAUGUCUUGGUCUUGUAAAAAUCCACUCACCGAUGCGAGGUGAUCCUGGUAGGGUUGUAAAGUGGCUACCUACCAAGGACACCAUUGAAGCUGCUAGAGUUGCCUCAGAGAAGUUGUUGAAGAGACCUGGGGCUGGAAGCGAUGCCCCGCUGAGCAGUUGCACUAUGAUAAAGGAGCGCAAGAAAGGAAAGGUGCCAAACAGAUCUGGACUCCGAGAUGCUGCCAUGAGUCACCUUGGGUACAUGAAGGGUACCACCAGGUAUCCCCUGGAACGCAAUACCGGGGGUGGUUACCUGUGCAUGAUCAAUGACAGAUAGCGCUUAACAGCCUUGGAAAUAUGGCAGACUUCAUGGUACCUUGAAGAGGAAUGCCUAGAUCAGUUCCAUUGGUGUGCAUGUAGUUUUGGAGGAGGCUCAUUUUGUGCAGAGCGGACACUUUAGUUGAUGAUUUGCCACAAGAGUGGUCAGUAAGAGUUUGUAACUAUGUUAGGUUUUUGAGUGCUGUUUGUUUGUGUAACAGAACGAACAGAUACAAUGAUGAGUGACCGUGGGUCUGAUCUUCUCA